UAUUCCUUGUUAUCUACCUGUGACAAUGGCCCGGCAUUUCAAAGAACAAGAUAUUGAUGAAUUCAGGGAGUGUUUCUCUCUCUAUGCUCGCAAUGGACAGAUUCGUACUUUGGACCAGUUGACUGUGAUUAUGCGUUCCCUUGGAAUGAGUCCAACCAUUUCUGAGCUUAAAAAAUACUUCAAGGAUAAAGGUGGAAAGAUGAGCUUCCCUGACUUUCUGGAUGUGAUGCACAAGCACAGCCAGGUGGAGAAGAUACCAGAGGAGAUCCUUGCUGCCUUUAAGGGGCAUGACCCACGUAACACUGGCAGCAUCCCAGCACGUGAUCUGCGCCAUAUUCUUUUGCAGUGGGGUGAGAGGCUUAGUCACAAAGAAGUUGAACAGAUCUUCCGUGAAGCCAACAUCUCCCCCAAUGGUGUUGUACGCUACCAUGACUUCUGCAGGAUUGUGUGCGCUCCUGUGCCUGACUAUUACUGAUGUCCUGAAGAGUUUUGUGUGCUCUUGUGCCUGACUGUUACUUAAUGCCAGUUUCUUUUUUCUUGAUAUUUAUGAAGA
Penaeus chinensis is the source of this 553-nucleotide messenger RNA. RefSeq names its product calmodulin-like protein 4. Gene Ontology annotation, molecular function: calcium ion binding. The transcript is spliced from 5 exons. The coding region runs from base 26 to 475 and encodes 149 amino acids. NCBI's taxonomy places the organism in Eukaryota, Metazoa, Arthropoda, Malacostraca, Decapoda, Penaeidae. The record is from RefSeq and is a predicted model, not a curated record. Gene Ontology annotation, cellular component: myosin II complex.